Messenger RNA from Mycotypha africana, 711 nucleotides. RefSeq lists its product as uncharacterized. Lineage: Eukaryota; Fungi; Mucoromycota; Mucoromycetes; Mucorales; Mycotyphaceae. The annotation marks the transcript as partial. The record is from RefSeq and is a predicted model, not a curated record. The transcript has 3 exons.
UUUGCAGGAAGACCUGCGCCACCACAAUAUUCACUUUAUAGAGCCACUUAUGAAACUGUUAAAGAUGGUAUAAUAAGUAGGGACAAGCAUAUCAAUCAGGAUGGAGAGGCAUUGCUUCAAUUCUUGUAUCAACAUAACAAUAAGCCCCCACGCAUGAUUAUGCAUUUCUAUGGUUACCACGAAGAAACCGUAUGGAUAACUCAAACUUAUAAAAAUAAUAAUGGAGAAACAGUAGAGGAGCGUGUUCCGACGACAAAACGAAUUGAAGACUUUCAUUUUUAUAUUGAUUGUAGCGCUGAUAUAUCUCCAGUCUGCCAAGGAAUGUAUAUUUCUCCAGAUCCUAAAACUGGAGAGCAGAAAACAUUACGGCAGCUUUGUGAUGAGUAUACACAUUCAACAAAUGCAUUGAAAGAACUUAAACUAACAAAAGAAGUCAGUUGGGACUACAACGGUCUUACCUAUCAUAAAAUUGUUGUGAAAUCGGAUGCUGCUGUUUCGCGAUGGAUAGAUAAUAAGGUGCUACGAUUUCUGAAUUUCAUAACUUGUCUUUGGAUAAUAACACUUCCGAUCGUUUGGUUCUGUAAAAAACGAUUUGGACACUCCCAUUUGAAGAGUUCUUGGUGUAUGAAUAUUUCUGAAAGAGAUUGGUAUGGCAUGCAUGUGCAAGAAGUAAUUAAUUCUUGCCGUGGCCGAUAUGCGUUUAAUGGAAGA